Molecule: messenger RNA, 5809 nt
Organism: Apus apus (common swift)
Lineage: Eukaryota; Metazoa; Chordata; Aves; Apodiformes; Apodidae
Gene: CDS2
Product: CDP-diacylglycerol synthase 2
Exons: 13
Coding region: 39-1397 (452 amino acids)
Cellular component (GO): endoplasmic reticulum membrane
Molecular function (GO): phosphatidate cytidylyltransferase activity
Source: RefSeq, a predicted model, not a curated record
GCGGCGGGAGGCGCGGCGGGCGGCGGGCGCGGGCCGCGAUGAGCGCGCUGCGGCAGCGGCUGGGCCGGGAGCCCGGCGGGGAGCCCGGCGGGGCGCGGGAGCCCGAGGAGAAGGAGUCAGAGUCUGAGAACAAGCUGGAUGGAGAGACAGCAUCAGACAGUGAAAGCAAAUCUGAAUUUGGAGGCUCUCCCCCAGUGCCAACAUCAGAUGACACUCCAGAGGUCCUGAACAGAGCCCUCUCCAACCUCUCCUCAAGAUGGAAGAAUUGGUGGGUAAGAGGCAUCCUCACACUGGCAAUGAUCACCUUCUUCUUCAUCAUCAUCUACUUGGGACCUAUGGUCUUAAUGAUGAUAGUGAUGUGUGUCCAGAUCAAAUGUUUCCACGAGAUCAUCACCAUUGGCUACAACGUGUACCACUCGUAUGACCUGCCCUGGUUCAGGACGCUCAGCUGGUACUUCCUGCUCUGUGUGAACUACUUUUUCUAUGGUGAGACUGUGACAGAUUAUUUCUUCACCCUGGUCCAGAGAGAGGAGCCCCUGAGGAUUCUCAGCAAAUACCAUCGCUUCAUUUCUUUUGCCCUCUACUUGACAGGUUUCUGCAUGUUUGUCUUGAGUCUGGUGAAGAAACACUAUCGCCUCCAGUUCUACAUGUUUGGAUGGACCCAUGUGACGUUGCUAAUUGUUGUUACCCAGUCACACCUCAUCAUUCACAACCUGUUUGAAGGAAUGAUAUGGUUCAUUGUCCCAAUUUCCUGUGUGAUCUGCAACGACAUCAUGGCCUACAUGUUCGGGUUCUUCUUCGGCCGCACCCCACUCAUCAAGCUCUCCCCAAAGAAGACCUGGGAAGGUUUUAUUGGAGGAUUUUUUUCCACCGUUUUGUUUGGACUGCUGCUGUCCUACGUGAUGUCCGGGUACCGGUGCUUCACCUGCCCCGUGGAGUUCAACAAUGACACCAACAGCUUCACAGUGGACUGUGAACCCUCUGAGCUGUUCCAGCUGCAGGAGUACAACAUCCCCCUGGUGCUGCAGUCCGUGGUGGGCUGGAAGACAGUGAGGAUGUACCCCUUCCAGAUCCACAGCAUCGCCCUGUCCACUUUUGCCUCCCUCAUUGGGCCCUUUGGAGGCUUCUUUGCUAGUGGAUUUAAGAGAGCCUUCAAAAUCAAGGACUUUGCCAACACAAUCCCAGGGCACGGAGGGAUCAUGGAUCGCUUCGACUGUCAGUACCUGAUGGCCACCUUUGUUAACGUGUACAUCGCCAGCUUCAUCAGAGGUCCUAACCCAAGCAAACUGAUCCAGCAGUUCUUAACCUUACGGCCAGACCAGCAGCUCCACAUCUUCAACACCCUCAAAGCCCACCUGGUGGACAAGGGGGUGUUGGGCAGCUUGGAGGACGUGUAGACAACCGGGCGCUGGGAUUGGGACAAAUGGACAAGGCUCUCUGAGGAAAUUUCCUGGCUUGCCUGAUUUAAGACAAUAACAAGGCCUCAUUUCACUGUAACUCUUCUUCCUUUCUUGGUAAAUGUUUGCAUUUGUGGGUUUUUUUAAAUAAUAUAUUUAUAUAGCUUUGGUUCAAAUGAGCAAAUCUUGGGUUUGUAGCUGAAAAGGAGUGAAGGCUUGGAAGGACUGUUGGGUGAAGUAGGAGGGUACGACUUGUCCUCGUGGUCUGUUCUGAACCUCCCAUGCGUGCAGGCAGAGCUGAACUGUUGCUGUGAGUGUUGAGGCAGGGAACACACCCAGUGCUGUCCAGACAAGCCCCCCAGUCUGUGGGAGCCCACGGGGCAGGCGAAGCCGGGACGCUCCCCUGGGCCAGGCUGUGGUCACCCUGGCAGCUCUGGGGACAUUCCUGGUCUCUGGUGGUAACUGUGGAUGCAAUGUUGGUUCUCCCAGAAAGCCACAGUGAUGCCUGUUGCUGUGUCCCUGCAGACUGCACAAGGUUCAGGUAAUUGGAAGAGGAUCUUGGACUGAUCCAGCCACGUUUCCUCUGCCCAGCCAGGCACGUGCAUCUGAUUUCACUUGCUGGUUUUUUCUGCAGUGCCUCUCACAGUCCCCCCUUAUGGCUGGUAUGUUGUCAAAUGGGAUUUUUAUAACAAACUAAAUCAGAACUAGACUGGGGACAAGGAGUCUGGAAACCAGUAGUUGCUUGUGGGAGUGUGGGAGGUUCAAAUUGCUUCAAAACUGAAUGAAGUAAAUAGGUUUUAAAGAACAUUGAAGUUUCAUUGAGUAAUUCCUGCCAAGUAAGAACAAUCCCUUAAAUAACUUGGGUCAUUUCCCUCCCCCCUCUCAAAAAAAACUUUUAAGAAACAUUGAACCACACGUUUUCAUUUCUUGAUGGUUGGAAACCCCACACUGGGAUAUUGUAACUAGUUGGAAGAGCAGAUUCCAGCUUGGAUUUUUUUCUGAAGUUUGCUGGCUGGGGACGCAGCCCCUGCUGGAGCUGCCAGCUGGUGUUUUGUUUUUCUUUCAGGGAUCAUGUCUAUCACUUGUUUGUUACUUGAGUUUUAGAUGUCGUGCUGCUGAGUUUAUCAUGGUCUGUGUUGCAUUUCAAUCUGGGUUCAUUUACCUGCAGGUUUCUGUCCUGCUCUGCUUACUAAAUCUUGUCAUAAAUAGUUUGUACUUAAUAGUUGUAAGUUUUAUCAAAGUACUUUCCUUUAUUUUGUCAUACUUCUUUUUUAUUAUUUAAAAAGGAGAGCCCUAAGGAUUGUAAAACUUUCUUUUUGGCUAGAUAGUGAAAAUACCCCUGGCUUACACCUUAAGCAGUGUUCCCAAACACAAGGUGACUCUGAUUUUCCUUCUUUCCAUAGUUUAUGCAUAGGAGAGAGAAACUUUACCUUCUUUUAACUUGGGGAAGGAGUGACAGGGAAGGACAGUCCAGAAGUACAUUGCUGUUUUCAUCAGCCCUAUUCACAGACACCCCCCUGUGGAGACAUGGACACACUGAGAGCUAGCUAAGCAGCAAUGGGAAAUAAAAACACCUGAAGAUACUUUGAGGAUCCUGCUCCAUAUCCUGAUUCUGCCAUUGCUUCCAUUCGCCCUGAGUGAGCCCCACUUUGGGUGGAGAUGCAGGAACAGUGGCCAACCUCUCUCUUACGUUUCUACAGGACUCGUUGUGUGUCAUAAGCUCUGCUUCAUCUCCUGAAGCAGGAACCCUGGGGCAGAAGUUUGUCCCAAAUACAGGUAUUUGAUGGAAAGCACAGACUGCAGAGGAGGGGCUGUUACCACAAAGUAUUGCCAGGUUGAUGCUGGCCAAGCUGCUGGUUUCUGGCAGGAGUCGGGAUGGCUGCGAUGGAGCCUGUUCAGGAUUGCCUUUGGUUAAUGCCAGUGGGAGAGGCUUUCCUGGACUAGUUGUCCAGCUUGAAUUAGGCAGGGAUUUAUUUUCUGUCCACUUAGAGGGUCUUGCUCCAAGCCCCUGCUUUGAAAACUGGAGGGCAGAAUGAAUGUGCUUCCAUCUUGCUUGGCCCAGGGCGAAUAUUUGAUCUGCGUUUCAUGACAGCUUGGUUGGGUGAGGCAAGGUGAGGGCACCUGCAAGGAGAGCUUGGGCUGGGAAGAGGUGAGGAAGUCACAGGCUUUGUGUAGUCCCUGAGCAGCACUUUGCCCGGUGGGGUCAGAAAAGCUGGUGCUUUCCUGGAUUCUUCCUGCCCGUUGCCCAAAAGGCCCUGGAGUGCAGUGCUGGGUCAUGAGAAGCAGCCACAGUGUUGAUACAGAUCACACAAGUGAACUGCGCUUUGUGUUAAGAAUCUUUUCAUCUGGGUCUUUAGUCUCCUGCUGGCCUCGCUUUAAACCUUUUUGUACCUCUUUAGUUGCAAUUAGUGGGGCAAAAACCCAGCGUGUGCUUUUGGUUUGAAGCAGCAUCUGGGCCUUCCUGCAGGGUGCAGUGCUGGGUGUGGACACCGGAGGGCAAAGCAGUUGCAUCUAGUGGCUUCCUCGGGCUGGGAGAGGCAGCAGCAAGAAGCCCUGGGGGUGAAUUUUCCCAAUGAACUUGCAGCUUUAGUCUUGCUUCCUUCCCACAGCGCAGCUGAAGGGUGGACUUCCAAGGUUGUUUUCUUCCUGAAGGGUCAAGGUGGAAAGGGUUGAGCCGAGUAAACUGAAGGGGAAGGUGCAUCCAUGUGAGAAAUGGAGGAUGAGUGGAGGGAGAGGAGGGUUGUGAAGGUGAUUUGCAGACUGUACAGCUGAUCCUGCUCUGAAAUGCUGGUGGGCACCAGCACGUGUUGUCCAUCGGGCUGGAAGCUGUGGGUGGCAAAGCCACCCUGCUGCUGGGAAUGUUUGUGGUGCUCAGCUCUUGGUGACAUCGUGCUCUCUGGGAGCAUCUGGUGGGUUUUCCCCACCAGCCCAGCCUGUGAGUGGCUGUAGUUUGCUGUAAGUAUUUCAGGUUAGACUUAGAAAGUUUGAGGAAAUGAAAAGCUGACAUUACUGCCCCUGGCUGUCCCUGGAGGAGUUAACUGUGAUGCCAAGGGGUGUGUAGCAAGAUGCUUCAUCUCUUAUUGCAUUUAGCCUUGCAGGACCUUGGCUGUGCUGCAGCUCUCCAGAAUUUGGGCUGGGAGGGAGGCUGACAAAGCCAACACUGCUGGAGAGGCCAAACUGACAGCAGGGAUGUCUAGGUAAGGUGACACAGGGAUGCUCAUGUGAAGUUUCUCCAGCUGCAGGGCUUGAGCUCAGCUUUGCACAGUCCUUUUUGUUCACAGUGGGCUCCACAACUGGAGAAGUCCUUCCUGCUUGUGCUCAGCAAGAGGGAAAUGACUGUGAGAGCAGACCAGCAAGGGGAGGUCCUGUAUCAGCCAACGUGUUGGGCUGGAAGGAAGAGAACAGUAGGAUUUGGCCAAUGUGAAGCCUCUGAGGUGUGACUGCUGCUGGCAGGGGACAGGCUGGUGUGGAAACCACCUUUUUGUGAGUGGUCACUGCUUUUCCAGAGAGGACAUGAGUGAAUUUCAGGAGCAAAGGGAUGACACGUGGCUAGGAAGCUGCUUUUGCAGAGUGUGAGAAGCUCCUGUCCUGCUGGUGACUCUCAAGAGUUCGUGAGGUGUGUUGGCUGGUGGGUGAUGUGGCCAUAUGGGGCUGGGAGAGGUCUGGGUAGACCAGCACCUGGCAGGUUCUGAUGGGAAUUUGCUUCCCCAAGUCUGGUUGUAGCCCAGAUUAGGUUGCAGAUUGGAUGCACAGCCAGACCAUGGCCUGUGGUGCUCAGCAAAACAUCUAAACUUGCUGUCUGCCCGUGGUGUCGUCCUGUGCUGAUCGGCAUGGAGUGUUUAGGUGCUCCUGGGGUGAUGGGCUCAGAAUUCUCCUGACACUGACCUGAAGGGGCAGCCAUUUCCUGGGGUCUAUGGUACCCUGUGUGGCCCACAGCAUCUUGGCACCAGGUUGUGAAAUGCUGGUAUCACCUACUCCAAGGAAUGUCUCCUGCUCCCAGUGUGUGCAGGAAGGUUCCCCUGAUCAUGGUUGUGGUGGGAUUUGGGCAUCUCUUCCUUCCCCCACCUCCUCUGGCCAGCUCUGUAUGACAGGAGAGGGGGCAGGGCUCAGGCCUGGGGACAGGCAUUGGUCACAAGCAGCAUGGUGUGAAAGCCCCUGUGGUUCCUGUCCCUCUCCCCAGCCCUGCAGCUGCAGCUUGUGCUGCUGCCACCUGUGUGUGCUCCUGCUCUCCAGCCCUGAUGUGUUUCUUCCAUCUGCUUCUUUGUGCAUUGUUCUUUUGAUUCAUGUUUUAGCUACACAUGUAGAGCUGCCUUUCUUUGACCAGAUGUCCAGAUGUGAGAUAUUGUAUAUUUUAAAGUAUUUACCCUAUUUAUAUACUCAAUGUUACUGUUCAAUAAAGAUAAGUUCCCUUA